UUCUUCUUUAUGCCUAUAAAAGGAUCACCAUAUUUAGUUCAAAAUCACUCCCCAACUCUCUCUCUCUCUCUAGAAGUGUAAAGAAACAAAGAAAAAGUUAUGGGUGAAGCAAUGGAGUUCUUUCCUUACAACAAUGGCUUCUCAAAAUUAGCUCUCUAUGAAACCAAACACGUAGUGAUUGAGAAACAAAAUCACGAUGAAAUUGAUGAAGAUUCUUGGUUUGAAGAAGAGAUCGAUGUUGAUCUCAAGUGGUCUUUCUCUCUCAAUAGAGUGCUGCACAAAGGAACUAGUGAAUACCAAGACAUAGCUCUACUUGACACAAAGCAUUUUGGCAAGGUUUUGGUGAUUGAUGGGAAGAUGCAGAGUGCAGAAUUCGAUGAAUUUAUUUAUCAUGAAUGUUUGAUUCAUCCACCUCUCUUAUGUCACCCCAACCCGAAAACGGUGUUCAUAAUGGGCGGAGGCGAAGGGUCCGCCGCGAGGGAGGCGCUCCGGCACAGAUCGGUCGAGAAAGUUGUGAUGUGCGAUAUUGAUCAGGAGGUUGUGGAUUUCUGUAAAACACAUCUCACAGCAAAUCACGAGGCUUUUCGAAAUAUGAAGCUUGAUUUAGUGAUUAAUGAUGCUAAGGCUGAAUUGGAAGAUAGGCAAGAAAAAUUUGAUGUUAUAGUGGGAGAUUUGGCAGAUCCAGUUGAAGGAGGGCCUUGCUACCAACUAUAUACUAAGUCUUUCUAUGAAGACAUAUUGAAGCCCAAGCUCAACAGUAAGGGCAUUUUCGUAACUCAGGCUGGACCGGCAGGGGUGUUCACUCACAAGGAGGUGUUCUCAUCAAUAUACAACACUAUAAAACAAGUUUUCAAGUAUGUUCGUGCCUACACGGCUCACGUGCCAUCAUUUGCCGACACGUGGGGAUGGGUCAUUGCCUCGGAUUAUCCACUCUGCAUCGAGGCCGGGAAAAUGGACAAGAAAAUAGGGGAAAGGAUCGACGGAGAGCUCUUGUACUUGAACGGGGCCUCGUUCGUUGCCUCCACCAUCUUAAAUAAGACGGUUGCAAAAACGUUGAAGAACGAGACUCAUGUGUAUGCUGAGGAUAACGCGAGGUUCAUCCACGGCCAGGGCAUCGCCUAUCGGAUUUGAAUAAGAAGACCUUGUUUAUGUAUAGACGGAAUGGGAGAAGAAGAUGAAGAAGAAAGGAAAGACAGAAACUUUCAAAGUAGAAAUGAGAAGAGAAUUCUUUAGGAAAAAAACCUUGUCUAAAACUAGAAUUGUUAGAAGCUAUUGUGUUUUAGACACUACUUGUUUGCUAGGGUGAUGCUUCUCUCUCUUAGGUUGUUGGACUAUUUCAUGUAAUGCUCCUCCAUCAAUUAAAGCUUUCAGUUAUUGUCUUAUCA
Messenger RNA from Salvia miltiorrhiza (redroot sage), 1385 nucleotides. RefSeq names its product thermospermine synthase ACAULIS5-like. Lineage: Eukaryota; Viridiplantae; Streptophyta; Magnoliopsida; Lamiales; Lamiaceae. The transcript is spliced from 10 exons. Bases 100 to 1131 code for a protein of 343 amino acids. Gene Ontology annotation, molecular function: thermospermine synthase activity. The record is from RefSeq and is a predicted model, not a curated record. Gene Ontology annotation, biological process: polyamine biosynthetic process.